Messenger RNA from Trifolium pratense (red clover), 2020 nucleotides. RefSeq names its product ankyrin repeat-containing protein BDA1-like. The coding region runs from base 505 to 1830 and encodes 441 amino acids. The transcript is spliced from 2 exons. Gene Ontology annotation, molecular function: protein binding. The record is from RefSeq and is a predicted model, not a curated record. NCBI's taxonomy places the organism in Eukaryota, Viridiplantae, Streptophyta, Magnoliopsida, Fabales, Fabaceae.
GCAAAGCGAAGACUCAUUGACUUUUGAGGAAAAGAAGUAAGUAUCUCAGUCGAAAUUUCACAGAGCUAUCUUGUCUUCAUACAAGAAAUCAUAAGCAAGUUGUGUGAAUGAAGCCCUUUUGCUUUUUUAGAAAGAAGGAAGUAACUCGGUAAGGAGGUUGUGUUGUGUUGUGUUGGUAAGGAAGUAACUAGGUAAGGCAUGUGAAUGACAUUUGUGUCGUUUUUUUUCACAUCAUUAUUCGGUCAAUUGAACUGUCUAAUCUAGUUCGAAAGUCAGUUCUGAGAUCAAGUGAUUUCAACCGUCUCCAAUUAUAGUUGUAGGGAUCGAACUGUGGUUCUUCCUACUGAUUUCAGCGUCAAUCACCGCUAAACCAACUAACAAUUGAUUUCUUGUAUCAUUAUUUUAUUUUCUAUAUAAAGGAGUAAAGAAAAUGGAAACCAUGUCAAUCAAAUAUCAUUUAUUGUUUUGUCUACACACAUUACUACAAUAUUUAGAGCUUCAAACAUGAACACACAUAUUGGUAGCCGGUUGAAAGCUGCAGCUCAAGCCGGUAAUAUAAAUGAUCUCUACAAAGUAAUUCAAGAUGAUCCAUCCAUUUUGGAGGAUAUAGAUUUAAUGCCAUUUAUUGAAACUCCUUUGCACAUCGCUGCAUCUCUUGGUCAUCUUCAAUUUGCCACUGAAAUUAUGAGGUUAAAACCUUCAUUUGCUUGGAAGCUAAAUCCACAAGGAUUCAGCCCCAUCCAUCUUGCUAUGCAUAAUGACCAAAAGAUGAUGGUGUAUCGCUUUGUUAGCCUCAAUAAAGACCUUGUUAGAGUUCAAGGGAGGGAAGGCAUUACUCCUCUUCAUUUUGCAAGUCAAAUUGGUGAGGUUGACCUUAUAACUACAUUUCUCAUCUUGUGUCCGGAAUCCAUUGAAUACUUGACUGUGAGGCGCGAAACUGCUCUGCAUAUUGCUCUUAAGAAUGGACAGUAUGAGGCCCUUCAAGUACUUGUUGGAUGGCUCAAAAGAGGCAGUAUCAAGCUGGAAAAUGACAUAGUAAACCAGAUAGAUGAGGCAGGCAAUACCAUUUUGCAUAUUGCAGCACUAAGUAGUGAGCCGCAGGCACUUAAAUUGUUGAUAAAGACCAGAAUAAAUUUGAAUGAAAAGAACUUGGACAACAAAACCUCAUUAGACAUAGCAACCAGUUCGGAGAUGAAGAGUAUAUUAUUCAGUGUUGGAGCAAAAUCUAGCUCAGAAGUUGUUGCUGCUCCCACAGUUGCACGUCUACUUAUGAGACCAAAUAUUCUUUCCAAAUGGUUAAUUCGGCCAAAUGGUGAGAAAAUAACAGAGGAGGAGAAACACAACACUUGGUUAAUAGUUGUGACUCUUAUUGCAACUGCCAUGUAUGGAUCAAUUAUGACUCCUCCUGGUGGAGUUUAUCAGAUUAGUGUUGGUGACGGCAAUAAUUUAAACAUUACUUCCUCCAAUUCUACUCUUUCUACCUUCGGAUUUCCUGGGAGCUCGGUAUUGUCACCACUGCAUUUCUAUUUGUUUUCAAUUUUGAAUACGCUUUCCUUUGUUCUAUCAAUUUUAGCAAUAUAUAUUCUGAUCCCAAGUGGGAAUGGGAUACAAAGCAAGCUGGUGUUCUGGUUAAUAGCUUUGUUUUUCAUGUCAUAUAUGCUUUCUUUGCAAUGGAUAACCCCGGAAAAUGUAGAAUCCUCUCUAGUUUGUAUACCUUUCCUUUUCAUUUUUACUUUCAGUUUAUGGUUUGUUAAUUCAAUCAAAUUCAGACUAGCCAAUUUCAAUGUACCUAAUUGGAAGCGCAGUGUUAAGAACCUGAGGAUGCAAUAGGAGAAACAGCAAUGAAGGUUGUGGGUCAGAGAUAGAUUAGUACAAUCAUUAAUGAGAUCCGCAACUCAAACAACCGCCGGCCAAAUUCAUUGGUUCUCAUUGUUAUAGUUUGUUUUGUUUAUGUUUAUCUUUCUAUAGAUUUUGUUGAUUUGAUUGUUUAUGUUUGAAUCCAUGACCUAUUUAUGUACUA